AUGGAAUUGAAAGAAGCUACCCCAAUUGAUGAUCAUAAGGGGAGUGAGAUAAUGUUUCUUGAAAACCCACUUGCAAGGGUAGAGCUUGAGGAGCUGAGAAUUGGGGAUCAAUCUUUGCUCAAGUUUCAGAAGUCGCAGAAAUCCAAGGAUGCAGUGUUUGUUUCUGUGCCAAGUAACCAAGAUGGGUUGAUGAAGAAUGAAGCAAAUGUGCAGAAAGAAGAGGAAGAAGAGGCUCUGAAUCUGAAGUUGGAGAAACAGAGAAAGCUGAAAGAAUCCAAGAAGGAGAACGACAAUUACUUGGGAGGAGCAAAAGAGCAAUCUUGGGAACUGCUUGGAGGAACCAAAAGGAAAUCAAAUAUGGUUCUCAAGAUAACUGGUGCAUGGUGCAGAUAUGGAGAGAAUAAUAGACAGAAAGAAGUGGAAGAAGCUCCAGAGUUAAAUAAAUCAAGAAAGCCGAAUUGCUACUUCUCUGGUACUGAUUCUGAAGCAGUAGCAUCUUCUGAUCCUUUGCCUGCAGAUGUAUUGAAGAUUCGUAUUAAGAACAAGUUUCCCACAGCCACAGACUUGAAGUUGAAGUUGAAGGAAACCAAAUCUGAAGUCCUGAGUGCACGAGACAAGGACAAGGAUUUGCUGGGUAAGCGUCACCGGAUUAGAAGUGUCUAUUUUCAAUAUUAG
Molecule: messenger RNA, 675 nt
Organism: Prunus armeniaca (apricot)
Lineage: Eukaryota; Viridiplantae; Streptophyta; Magnoliopsida; Rosales; Rosaceae
Source: the annotation of a GenBank genome assembly